Molecule: messenger RNA, 3031 nt
Organism: Archocentrus centrarchus (flier cichlid)
Lineage: Eukaryota; Metazoa; Chordata; Actinopteri; Cichliformes; Cichlidae
Gene: ccdc39
Product: coiled-coil domain 39 molecular ruler complex subunit
Exons: 20
Coding region: 131-2989 (952 amino acids)
Biological process (GO): cilium-dependent cell motility; inner dynein arm assembly; epithelial cilium movement involved in determination of left/right asymmetry
Cellular component (GO): axoneme
Source: RefSeq, a predicted model, not a curated record
GUUACUACGGGCGACUGACAACAGAGAGCGAACAGAGAGCGAAGCCGCGUAAAGCGAGGAUCGAUAAUAUUGUAGUGGCAGUAAUUAUUACUUUGAACCUCCUCGAAGAGGCUGAGUUGGUCUGAGCAACAUGUCGAGCAGUCCGAAUACAGCUGUGCCGGGGACAGGCUGGGGUGAGCGCUCUGCCAUCCCCAUGGCCAACGCUGAGAAUAAGGCUCUGCUAGAGGAGAUUCACAAAAAUGAGGUGGAGUUGCUGCAGCUGGAGGACAAGCUUGAGAGAGAUAAAGAUCAAACGAAGCUAAUGGCUGAAUUCUUCAAGAAUGCUAGACAAGAGCUGGAAAACACUGAGGCUCUCUGCAGGGGAAGGGAAAGAGAGGAGAAUUCUGAGAAACACCUGACAGCCCUCUCAGAUAGAGAGACAGGUCGCCUGGCCCAGGAGACCACUAGGAUAGAGAAAGAGCUUGGAUCUUUAGCAGAGCGGAAAGGCAUGCUAGAGAACCACACUUUCAAGGCCAAACUGAAGCUGGAGGAGUUUAUGCACCAGAUGAACUGGGACAAGCAGACCAUGGAUGCCUUUUUGGAGGAGUCGGCGCGCAAAGACGAGGACACAAUGGCCAUCAUCAAGUAUGCUCAGCAGGACGAGCAGAGGAUCAAGUCUCUCACUCUGGCUAUAGAGAAGAAAACACUGGAGGCCAGUGAAAAGCAAAAGGCACUGGUCAAAGAGUCGACCGAGACUUUAUCUGCUCAGAUUGCCUUGGAUAAGACUACAGAGAAUCUGCAGCAGGCUCACCUGGAGACCCAGCAGCUCAUCCAACAGUGGGAAAACACCAUCGAGCAGAUGAAGCAGCGGGAUGCUGACAUGCAGCAGUGUGCACUGCAAAUUACUCAGUUCAACCAGACCUGUAGGGAAAAAAAUGCCACCUUAACCGAGAGGAAGAACUUGCUGGAUACUCAGAGGAACAAUAACAAGGAGACUGAGAGGAAGGUUACCCUAGCUAACCGACAGGCAGCAAAACUGCAACAGGAUCUGAAGGAGCAGGAGAGUAACUGCAGCAGGCUGAGGGAUGAGCUGAAUACGUACAAAAACACACUGGACAGAACAACCACUGAUGUGGCGUCUCUGACAUCCCAAAUAUCCAGAAUGAAGAAAGACAUCCAGGAUAAAAAUGACAAACUCAGUGAGGCCAGGGCAUACAAUUGUGCACUGGAGGAGAAGCUCAAAGUGGUGACUCAGACGGCUCUUAGUGAGGAGGAGAGAGCUGCACAGAUGGAGCAGUUUCUCAAGGAUGAGUACCAGGCUAUCAAGGAGUUGGAUGUCCAGCUGUGUGACUGCAGGGAGGAGUUGUUACAUCAUAAAGAGGAUUUGCAGGCUGUCAAGAUGAAGGAAAAAGAUUUGACCUUGCAGGUUUCAAAGAGUAAAUCCGCCAUCAACAACCUGGAGUGUGAGCUCAGAAAACUGGAAAAGGAAAUGUUUAAACAGCAGAUGACCAUAAGUGAAAAGGGCUAUGAGAUAACAUUACUAGACAGAAAAUUGUCAAGGAUGCAAGGUAACGUUAACCAAGAAGAAAAGAAAAUGCUUGACACGAAGCUUGCUGAGCUGACCGAAGACCUUGAGGAGAAAAAAAAGAAAGCCAAAAAGCUCUCCAACGCUCUCAAGGAGGCUGAGGAUGAUAGUCGCAGUUUGAGUAAAGAGAUUGAGAAGUCUGAAGCUCACAAGAGAGAUCUGGCCAGCAAGGUACAGGAGCUCAUGCUGGUCCGUAACACCAGUGAAAAGGAGCUGAAGGCUCUCAAACUGAGGAAAGAGGAAGACAAAGUGGAGCACCUAAUCUUAAAGAUAAAGGUCAAGCGUGUGAGGGAUCUUCUGUACAGCAAGGCUGACAACAUGCUGUCACUGGAGAAGAGAAUGCUGCACCUGCAAGAGGCCAUGAAGGAGCGGGAGGAUGAGAUUAAGGUCUACAAAAAAAUGCUCAGCCAGCACCUCAAGAUCAGUGAGCAGGAGAGGCAGAAACUCAGUCUUGAACUCAGUGAGAAACUGUCCAAGAUUGACAAGAUGAAGAAAUGCUUCGAGACUGUGAGCCUUUCCCUGGCAGCUCCUGAAGGGGAAGAGGAGAAAUCACAGGCUUACUACAUCAUAAAGGCUGCACAAGAGGAAGAGGAGCUAAAGAGGAAGGGCGAUGGUCUGGUUGCUAAAAUCCGCAAAGUGGAGCUGGAGAAUACAGCUUUGGAAAACACCAUCCACUUGUUCAACGACAGUAACUCUGCAUUUCGCAAAUCCAUGAACAAAGUAAAUGAGUCCAGUCCAGAGUAUCAGGAAAAAUUGAAACUGGAAGGACAGUUGAAUGCAGGUGAAGAGAUGCUGAUCUAUAAGAAAAGACAAGCCCAAGAGAUUCAACAGGACAUACAGGACUUGAACAAUACCUUGGAGAGUCUGCUACAAGAAGAGCAGGUUGAGAAAGACAAGAUAAAGAACAAACAGUUCCUCAUUUCCAAACUGAACAAAGAAGUUGCUUCCCAGCAAGAGAAAGUUGACAGAGCCUCAAAGCAGUGCUCUAAGCUGACCAGAAAUGUCCGCUCAGCAAAGGGCACCAAAGGCGAAACCUUUGAAGAGAAAGACAUUAAGCUGAAGGAGUUGAAGGAAUUUAUCAAGAAUGUGGACAGAAUACUGAAUGAAGGCACGGAGGGCAAACCUGACCUCACAUCAGUGCUGGAGAAUUAUUUCCUGCAGGCCAAUCUGUCUCUUCCAUCUCCUUCUUCCACUCCUACCACCCAGCGGAGCUCCAAGUUAAGCUCCACCCACAGCUCCACCUUUCUCAGGUCUCCAGCAUCCUCAGCCAGCAGCAGCCUCCGGGCCUCUGUGCCUCACUCCCCCAAGCUGAAGACUGUGGAACUGAGCCUGGAUCUGACUGCGACCUCCCCUCCUCUCACCACCUCCAGAUGUUCCAGCUCUGCGAGUAGUUCAAGCAGCAGCAGAAAGUCAAAGAAGCUUUAGUGUUCUUUCUCCUCUGAUGGCUGCUUUAUUAUCAUUGGUGGA